AUGAUUCCGCGUUUAUUCGAAACUAAUACGAUACUGGGCAAAAAAGGUUUCCGUGAAUCGACUCGUGCCUAUCUAGACGAUAUACAGUUGGCUGUUUCCCGAAUGGGACGUCCGGAGGAGUUUGCCCAACUUGUGAUUAAUGUGAUUGGGAACCCCGUGUUAAAUGGCUCCACAGUUCGCCUGGAUGCUGCCGGAAGACUGAUUGCAUCGGAAAUUUUUUCACACCAGUACCACUUAUCCGUUCCAUUUNGUCCAUGCUAUUUCGAGACUUCUUUGCUCGCCGGUCUGUCUUCUUAUGAACCGUUACUCCGAAACGUUAUCAAUCCACACAGGUUGGGCAAACCAGUCGAAUUUGCCAUGUUGGUCGAAGCCAUAAUACAGAAUCCCAUGCUCAACGGUGAAGUAAUCCGCCUUGAUGCUGGGGCCCGUAUGCCGCCGUGA
Molecule: messenger RNA, 441 nt
Organism: Echinostoma caproni
Lineage: Eukaryota; Metazoa; Platyhelminthes; Trematoda; Plagiorchiida; Echinostomatidae
Source: the annotation of a GenBank genome assembly